This is a messenger RNA of Spirometra erinaceieuropaei, 729 nucleotides long. The record is from the annotation of a GenBank genome assembly. Lineage: Eukaryota; Metazoa; Platyhelminthes; Cestoda; Diphyllobothriidea; Diphyllobothriidae.
AUGAGCGGCAUUGCUAACAGCCCUGGUACAGAGACACGCCGUUCUAAGUCGAGUGUGGAGAAUCCAUUGCGGCAGAAAGAGGCUCGCCAACUUAUUGAACAUAUUCUAUCCUCAUCGGAACAGACAGAGGAAAUGCGAACUACAGAGGAUCAGGCGACUGUGUUCUCGGGCUUAAAGUUCACAAUGGAUUAUCCCUCCAAGGAGACCGAGCGUCACAAGACCAACUCUCUGAUUGACGUCCUGAAGAUGGAAAAAGAUGUUUCCCAUGGUUCUAAUGAUUCGUCGGCAGCACACUCUCACGAGUCAACAUCCAAGUCAUCAGAUGUAGAACUUACUGACAAGGCACUUCACCAGGGGCCCGAAAACACAGAAUCACGUGAAGUGCUCAUGUCUGCACUGGCCAAGUCCAUCAAACAUAAAAACACUGAGUCGCACUCCGAACACCAAUUGGCCGAGAGCCGGACGACUGCUGCAGAAGAUAAUGAUGACAAAGUUACUCAGGAGAAGGUAACUGCUGUCAGCGAAAAGUCGGAUAAGGUGCAGCCCACUGAGAAGGAACUGGAAUCGGUUCUGGCUAAGGCCAUCAUCAGUAAGGAGCAUGAAAUCCAUGAACGGAAAGAACUGGUUGCAACUUUAACAAACGCCAUUGCAAAGGAAGAGCAGAAGCUUCAUCCGGAAAGGACACACAACACAGUUGAGAGUGGAUUUCAACCUGAAAACGAAGACUGA